UGAGACGAAGCAGGAAACAGUCGGUGAUUCUUGGUCUCUACAGAGAGACACACAGACGAUCAGAUUCACCUUCAGCUUCCUCUGAGUGAGUCCAGCUGCAGGAAAGAAAAGUGGGAAACUUCAAGCUGCUCCCAGUCCACACACUGAAGCUUCACUCUCAGACCACAUGGCUUCCAUAUCAGAGGAGGAUCUCUGCUGUCCAGUCUGUAAGGACGUCUUCAGAGAUCCUGUUGUUCUGUCAUGUAGCCACAGCUUCUGUAGAGACUGUCUGAAGAGCUGGUGGACACAGAAACCAACACACCAGUGUCCCGUUUGUAAGAGAAGAUCUUCAAGAGAGGAACCACCUUUAAGUCUGGUGUUAAAGAAUCUGUGUGAGUCCUUCUUACAGGAGAGAGAUCAGAAAGCUUCAGAAGGUCUCUGCCAUCUGCACUCUGAGAAACUCAAACUCUUCUGUCUGGACCAUCAGCAGCCAGUGUGUCUCAUCUGCAGAGAUUCAGAAAAACACACCAACCACAGAAUCAGACCCAUCGAUGAAGCUGCACAACAGCACAGGAAGGAACUUCAGGAAACUCUGGAAUCAUUAAAGAAGAAACUGGAGCUCCAGAAGAACGUUCAGAAGAUGUUUGAUCAAACAGCAGAACACAUUAAGGUCCAGGCCCGACACACAGAGAGGCAGAUUAAGGAGCAGUUUAAGAAGCUUCAUCAGUUUCUAGCAGAGGAAGAGGAGGCCAGGCUGGCUGCUCUGAAGGAGGAAGAGGAGCAGAAGAGUGGGAUGAUGAAGGAGAAGAUGGAGGCUCUGAGCAGAGAGAUAGCAGCUCUUUCAGACACAGUCAGAACCACAGAGGAGGAGCUGAGAGCUGCAGACGUCUCAUUCCUGAACAACUACAAGGCUGCAGUGGAAAGAGUCCAGCGCUGCCCCCUGCUGGAUGAUCCACAGCUGCACUCAGGAGCUCUGAUAGACCAGGCCAAACACCUGGGCAACCUGGCCUUCAACAUCUGGAACAACAUGAAGGACCUGGUCUGCUACACUCCUCUCAUUCUGGACCCAAACACUGCUGGUCCAGGACUCUUCCUGUCUGAAGAUCUGACCAGUGUGAGAGGAGGAGAGGAACAGAAGCUUCCAGAUAAUCCAGAGAGGAUUGAUGGUUAUUGUGUUCUUAGUUCUGAGGGUUUUAACUCAGGAACUCACAGCUGGGAUGUUGAUGUUGGAAGUAGUAGAUUCUGGUCAGUGGGUGUGUUAGCAAAGUCUGUGAACAGGAAAGGAGGCAUCUUGUCUGGAUUAUGGGGAAUAAGGUUCUAUAAAGUAUUUCAGUAUAAUUACCAAUAUAAAAAAUCUGUUGAAUAUAAAGAUGAAUACUUAGCAGAGUCUCCAGGUUCUAAGAUUUUUCUUCCAGUUCAGGAGAAGCUGCAGAGGAUCAGAGUGAAUCUGGACUGGAACAGAGGAAAACUGUCUUUCUCUGAUCUUGAUACUAACACACACAUACACACCUUCACACACACUUUCACUGACAGGAUGUUUCCUUACAUAAACUCUGUUUAUGAAGUGAAGAUUUUACCUGUGAAGGUCUCAGUGAUGAAACAGCAGCUCUGAUGUGUUCAGUAUGAAGAACACAGAGUUCACAUUAAACUUUAUUGAUCUGGUUGAAAUUCACUGAUUUCAGGGUCAAACAGGAAGUUUGAAGCUGAAAUCAGAACAGGAGGAAAUCACUGAUCUUAAAGGUUGAAAGAAGUCAGUGGAUCAGCAUAAAUAUGGAAUAAACUUCUGUUAUGGGGAGGGCUAGAGGUUUGUUUAGUUAUUAAUAAACUCUGUUUACUUCAGUUUUAUCAGGUUCAUAUAGGGUUAAGGUGUUUUUUGUUUGUUUUGGAUGAAUUCUUUAUUGAGUGGAUGUAUAGUGUAUUUAAUUUUAUUUUCUUAAUGUGAAACCCUAACAAGAUGCAGAAAAACACAACCACACUGUUCACACACAUCCAUCCACCAUCCACACACACAUUCUCACAGAUAUUUUAAAUAUGCAGAAAAUUUAAUGGGAACCAAACACACAGAUCAAACCUUCAUUAGUAUUGAACAGAUAAAUACUAAUAAAGUAUCUGAUGUGCAAAUAUCUUGUGUAACAGUGACAGCUGGCAAAGCAGUUAAACAGUCGACCCUCAAAAUGAAAACAACUUAGAACUUUCCAGGUUCUGGUUUACAAAACAGGAUCAGAGUCUUUUAGAGGAAACUUCAGGUUUAUAUCAAGAUGUUCAGAAUCAUGAAGUUGGUUCAUUUCUUACCAGUUUGUAUCACCAUAGCAACAGAUGCUGGAACCAGCCUGUUCCACAGCAUCAGAUGAAGGACUUGAAGGCCAGGCUGUAGAAUAUUAAUGGAUCGUAGUUUCAGAGCUGCAGACCCACAUCACAGCUGAGAGUCGGUGUGUCUGAGUCUCAUUGGAAGAUGAUGGGAGGGAAUUAUUUUUAAUAAGUGGUUUUAGCAAAAUUUGAUGUUUUAUUAUUUAUGUUAUUGGAGCUGUUUGAGGAACAUUGUUUUUAAACUGUUGAAUGAUUUUCUUCCAUUUGGAGACAAAUUAGAAAACUUCUGUCCAUCUUUAAUCCUCAGAGACUUUCAUGGACGCUGACUUUUUACCAAAUCAUCAAUACAGUCAGCUGUUUGAAUUAACAUCAGUUUCCUUCAUUAUUAACUCUAAAU
Molecule: messenger RNA, 2683 nt
Organism: Melanotaenia boesemani (Boeseman's rainbowfish)
Lineage: Eukaryota; Metazoa; Chordata; Actinopteri; Atheriniformes; Melanotaeniidae
Product: nuclear factor 7, ovary-like
Exons: 2
Coding region: 167-1591 (474 amino acids)
Molecular function (GO): protein binding; zinc ion binding
Source: RefSeq, a predicted model, not a curated record